Messenger RNA from Drosophila erecta, 4931 nucleotides. RefSeq lists its product as uncharacterized. The record is from RefSeq and is a predicted model, not a curated record. Bases 1184 to 4504 code for a protein of 1106 amino acids. The transcript is spliced from 8 exons. Lineage: Eukaryota; Metazoa; Arthropoda; Insecta; Diptera; Drosophilidae.
UUUUUCAAAAUCUAUAUAAGCACCCGCACCGCAGUUUCUCUGUAAUUUUUCGAGAGAGCGCAGCGGCGCGCGCUGUUUUUCGGUUGCAAUUAAAAAAUAUUAAAGAAACAUCCAUAUUUCUUUAAUGCCUGCGGAGUUGCGGCAUUCGAACAAAUGUUUUAAAGCAAACGAAAAAAAAUUCGACGUGAUAGUGUGUUUCUGUUCGCCCGCAUGAAGUAAUUGCGAUGUAUAUUAUGAUUUAGUGAAUAUAUAUCGAUUUAAUUAAUAUUUAAACUUGUUGUUUUCCGCGAGUGGGCGCGUUUUGUUACCAAGCCGCUCUUCGAUUUUCGUUUUUCCGACUUUCCUGCGCGCCGAACGGGUUUUUCAACGCAGCCUUGCUGUCUUUUUCCUCUCGAGCAGCAGAAACAAGGCUGAAAAACUAAAUAUCAAGCGACGAUUUGCGGGAAAUGAAUCGAUGUGCGGCUAUUAACUUUUAAUUCGCAGAUUCAUCAUCGAUUUUUCCUUUCAACUCAGCUGCAGUGCGCUAGUGUUGGUGUACGUGCGCGUGUGUAAGUGUGAGUGAGUCCUGACAAUACAAAUAAGCCGUUGUGUUAGGUAAACGAAACAACAAAAGCAAGUGAGCAAGACAGGGAGAGAGAGAGGAAACAGCAGGACGAUACCGAGUCCUUGAGCGAUCAUUCGUGCUCUUCUUCUUCUCCAGCUGCAGCUGUCACGAAAAUUCGCGCGUGCACGUGUGUGUAUGUGUGUGUGCGUGUGUGGGAGAGGGGAGAACACCGGAGUUAAUAAUUUCUCUCCAUUUCGCAGUGUUUGUGCAUUCAAUUUGCACAAAGUUGAAGCGACUCGCUAAAUUCGCAAAAUUUCCGUCCGCGAAUUGCCAUCCAUUAUUUUGCACUCCCCCCAAGAGAGCGAGAGCAAUAAUAGAAUUAUCAGGCAAAACGACAAAAAAAAAUACAAUCGAAAAGAGAAUGCCCUGGGAGGCCGUAAUACCGCGACCCUCUGACAUUUCCAUCGUCGCCCACCAAAGGAACAACAACUAAGCAGCAAGCACAGCAAACACAGCAACAAUCCGACAAACAAACAAAACAGCAAACGAGCGAAUCAACGAACGAAACUCCAGCAGCUUCAACCGCUGGCACAGUUUUCCUCCUUCAGCACCAACUCCGUGGGCGACUAGUGGUCGGCCAUGUCCGCCACUCUCUUCGAGAUGGAAUCGCGAGCGGAGGAACCGCAGCAAACAGUCUGCCUGGAGGAGCAGCAGCUGGUUGUGGGGAUGACCAGCUUGGAGCUGAGUGAAUCAGUUGUCACCCCGGGCAAUUGCGAUGGCAGCGACAGUGGCUUGGAUGUGGCCAGUUGUUGCCAUUCGAGAGUCACCUUGCAACGUGGCCUGAGCAGCACCAGCGGGGGCUACACCAGUAGCAAUGGUCUGGAGGAGAUCUACGACAGCUGCGAACUGAAAGUGAGCACGGUGGCCCUGACUGCUAGUGAAACGGGCAGUGAAAAGACAUCGCCGCCGAGGAGAACGGGUUCGGUGAAGAAGAAAGUGGCGAUGUUUGAGCCGGAGGCAACAGGUACUCCUGCCAAGGAUCAAUUGCGUGGCCGGGUGGCCAACCUAAAGAGAGCGGAGAGCCUGCCCAGAAACAGUGCCGCACCAGGCACUCCUGGCACACCCUCCACUCACAGGGAUAAGGCGCGCCUUUCGACCUCCUCAUUUCGAGUGCCCAGUGCCACGGCCACACCCACUUCCACCCGCCUGGCACGUCCGCAGAAACCGGAUACGCUGCCCAAUGCCCUGAAUCGGGCGCAGUCUGUCCAACGGCUCACCCAGGUGCAGAGAACUCCAUCGCUGAGUCGAGCCAGGACACCGGGCACGCCCUCCGACGAUGGUCGCUGGCCGGCGAAUCGAGGAGCAGCUCGUCGCGGAAUGUCAGUGACUCCGGAAGUUACGGCAAAUCGAAUGCGAGGAAGUCCUGCACCCGGCGGAACACUACCUCGGCGCCGGAAACAGCAGUCCGUGGAGGAUCUCACUGGGGGCCGACUAUCGAGGAGCAACUCCAUCAGCCGUGCAGCAGUCGUGGAUGCCCGCAUGACUUCCUCGGUAAUGGUGGUUCCUACGAGUCGUAGAAGCUUGGCUCCCGCCACCGCUAAGGUCAAUUCACUGAGAAGACCACAACCGGCAACGCCCAGAACACGAAUCUAUCACGAGACUGCAGUGCAAACGGCACUGACCAGUGAGGACUUGGAGCAAGUCCUGGGCGGCGGACUACUGCAAACUCGAGCCCUGGACGCCGUGGAGCAGCGGCAUCAAAGCACCCAAGCGGAGCCAGACCAAAGGGAAUUCGAGCUGGAGCAACUGCGUCAGGAGGUGCGCCAACUCAGUGGAAAACUGCAGCGCGAGCGGGAGGAAAAGCUGGCCAUGCAGCAGGAGCUCCACUUGAACACGGAGCGGGUGAUGGGUAUGCUGGAGCUGGCGCGAGUGGUCAGUGCCAGUGCGGGAACACCCACAUCGGAGGACAGUGGUGAUGGCAGUGGUCAUGACAGUCUACUCAUGCUGGAGUCCCAGAUACAAAUCAGUGGCCAUGAGCUUUUCGAGCGGCAGCAGGAAAUAGGCCAGCUGAGGGCCAUGUGCCGCGCUCUGCAGCUGGAGAUGCGCAGAUCCUUGGCCACGCAACAGUUGCUGCUCCAGGAGAAGGCCGCCAUCGAGCAGGAGUCCAGUGAACUGCAGGACUUCCUGCAGCAUGAGAAGGCAGCUCAGUGCGAUGCCCUGCGGGAACUGGAAGCGGAUUAUCAAGCCGUGAAAUCGCAGUUGGCCAAUCGCGAGGAGGAGGCAAAGGUGCUGCGGGAUGAAUGCAGACAUCUAGUGCGACUCAAUGAGCAGCGGCGCCAGGAGAACCGUCUGCUUCAGACCAAGUUCACUGCCUUGGAGAACAAAUCGAGGGAGCUCAUCCACCAGCAGAAUGCCUCUGUGGCCGGCGCAUCCACUGCCCUCUCGGGACUACACUCCCGUUUGGAUGGUCUGGUGGAACAGCUCGUCUACUCCUACAGUAUUUCCGAGCAGGACUUGGAGGACAUUCGUUUCCAGGCAGAAUCGGAGCACGUCCACAACGGACAAAGGCCCAAUGGCCUGGACCUGCCCAUUUGUCCGGCAGCUAGUGGCGAUGCCAUUCACACUCUGGUCCUGGCUAGCGAUGGUUCCUUAUCCCCGCAGCGCAAUCAGUCCUUCAUAGCCGCUGUCAUCGGUGCCAUUCGUCAAGCCACCACCCAUUCCGGUAAGCGUUUGUCUCUUCGACAGGCGGGAAAAAAGAAUGGAGUAGGAUUAGGAUCAGGAUCAGCUCCCGCGGUUACUGCAGGAACACAGGGUCAUGAGCCCCAGGGAAAUGGAGAUGAUUCCGAUUCAACGGAAAUGCUGGACUCUGAGACGGAACCCUGCCUGCUGAUGAUGGACAACGUGUUGGAGGAUGUGGUACACCCGGAUUCGCAUUCGCACAACAUGGUCUCCUCCUGCACGGGGAUGAUCUCCCAAAUAGAGCUGCCCACGGAAUUGAUUAGUCAAUGUAGCCAUCCAAACAAUAUUAAUGGGGGAGAUGACUCCCUGCAACAAUUAUCCCAGGCCAUCACCAAUCGCCAGCAAAUGGAGCUGCACAUGCACAAGAUCAAUGGCAUGCCCAUGAAUCCUCGCGAUCAAUGCAACACGGAGGAGCUGAGUUGCCACGAUUCACUGGCGGAGCUGACGGAAUUGCCCUCACUAAUGGAGUACAGCACCGCGCAGGCUGUGGUGGACCAGGUGAUCGAAGUGGAUACCUUGGUGACCAAAUUGCUCAAGGUCCUGCGACUGGUUCAGCUGGACAACGACAAUUGCAUACAGCAAUUGAUAGUAGAUAAGAACAAACUGCAGCAGCACAAGGAGGACAUGCUGGAGAAACUAAAAGACUUGGAGGACGUUAACCUGAAGCUGCAGGACGAACUCAUGGAUGCCACCCAGGAGCUGAUGAUCAAGGGCAGCGACCUGAGUGGCGCCAAGGCCGAAAUGCAGCGCCAUCGCAACGAGAUCGACCGCCUCAACGAGGACAUCUGCACACUGAGCACACUCUGCAGCAGCUACAAGAAGCUGUCGCCCACCACCGAGUUCCCGCCCAUGCGCCUGCUCUCACCCAACCAGGACUCCGACCAGGGCGAUGUCCUCGGAAUUCUAAAUCUGCUCAAAAUGUGGCAGGCGGGUGGGCAGCUGAAAGACCCACGGGUCCGUGGAUACCUUGAAAUAGCCAAUGGUAGUCAGGUCCAAACCCCUCAUCAGGAUAACAACAAUGUGGAACGCCUUAGGAUCUAUGCCAAUCAACUGGAGCACGUCUCCCGCGUCCUGGACGAUGCGUUGCCCACGGAGUUGCAUGCUCCGCUCCAGCAACUGCGCCAGGACAUCGAGGUGGUCAGGACGAAUGCCAACUGGACGCAGCUGCUUGAAUCAAACGAAACGGAUCACAAUGCCAACGGCGAUGUGGCCACGCCUUGAAUUGUGUCAAAAACUGUUGUUAAUUGUCUAGUUAACUAUUAGAUCUUGAGCGUUGUUUACUUUUACGUAGUUAGUUACAAAUGUUUGCGUCCAACUUGAAAGGCAUCGAUUGCGGCUCUAAAUGUUUUAACCACGUCCAAAUAAUAUUUAAAAGAACUCAUUCCAUUCCAUACUGCAACUAGACUUUUGAAAGCCACUGUGUAAGUGCUCUGGAAUUCCAUUUGAGUUGGUUUUGCAUUUAGCUAGUAUAGCAUACCCUGCAGCAUUUGGACUUUCAAUGCUGCAUACUUUUCAUCUGAAAAUAUAGUUCUCAAGCCCCUGGGUUACCAAGUAUUCGGAUUCAAGUAUUAUGCAAAUUUUUAGAACUAAAUUAUUCCUAGAGUUAGGUUCAACUUUGUUGAGUAGCACUUCAAACUAAAAAGCUCCA